This is a messenger RNA of Galdieria sulphuraria, 1251 nucleotides long. RefSeq lists its product as uncharacterized. The record is from RefSeq and is a predicted model, not a curated record. The transcript has a single exon. Lineage: Eukaryota; Rhodophyta; Bangiophyceae; Galdieriales; Galdieriaceae. The coding region runs from base 20 to 1228 and encodes 402 amino acids.
CUCUUUUUGGAACUUGUGAAUGUUUAAUAGAAAAUAUCUAAGUCAAGAGCUGUUGUGUGAACUACGUACGAGUUUGCGUCGAGUAUUCCUUAGAAUUCACCCUGACAAGUUUUGGGAAUUUCCUACCGAAGCCUCAGUCAACAAAUUUGCGUUUCAACAGCUUAACCACUUGGUUGAGGAGCUUGAAACAAUUCCAAGCCGUGCAGGAGUCACAUCGCAAUUUACUUGUUAUUUAAGAGAAGCUAGUGACAUAUCCACGGUGCAAGGAGCUCAAGUUGAAUUGUUUCACAGCACGCUUUACAGGCUAACCAUCCGAACUACAGAAGACUGCAGAGUUCCCCCCAACGCUCUUCUUCUUCUUAGAGUGUUCGAAGUAUUCAAUUUGAAGAUACCUCAAGUUUUUGCUGAGCUUGUAAAAGAAUUGGAAAGCAAGAGUGCGAACGCUCGAGUUUGGAAGACGUUGGACGACUUUGUUGAGAAUCACGGUAGUCUUGUAGGUGCACACAUAUUACAAUCCACAUUCUUUAGUAAUAUGGAAAGUAGGCGAGAUUUACCGAACGCAAGUUCUAAGAUAUUUGACUUGUGUCGCCAGCUGGAGUCCAAAAUGCGGAUCUUCGUUAGAGUGCAACGUCCCACAGAAGAACUGUUCUAUGACGAACUGCUACGCCUAAAGACAUUGUUAACUACUGAUGAAUAUAUUUUUCGAAAAGUUAAGGGCUGUCGCAUAUUUUUGACAGUCUCUGACUGUUGUUUUGUGAAUUCUGAAACGGGAGUAGUUAUUCUUGGUACAGCUGCCUUGAACAAAGAAUGGGAGACAACUUUGUGGUCUAGUGAAAAUGUAUCUUGUUGCGAGGAAUUUUCGCAGUUAGAUAGCAACAUCAGGAAGCAGGAAAGAAUCGUGGAGAGAAUAUUGAAGCUCCGUAAAAUAACUUGUACCAGGGAAAUAUUGUGGAAUAGAUUUUUCCUCGCAAAAUAUCUUAGUUUUCUUUCUCAAUUAGCUGAUUGCUCUAUUUCUCAAGAGGAUAGUGUAGUUCCUUUCGCGAAGUUGUUCGAAACGGUUGGAUUUUUUAAGCUGGAAAUAACUCUGACUAAAGAUCCUGAGACUAAUCAUAAUACGAGUAAUGUGCUGGAGAACAAAAUUUGUUUGAUGCUAUCAGAUAAUUGUUUCUACAAAGGCAUUCUUAAUGGAGAACAGCAAAGUCAGCAGCUUUCUGUUAGAUGCGGCUGAACAACGCCAGAUUUUGCAGUAUA